Messenger RNA from Plutella xylostella (diamondback moth), 462 nucleotides. RefSeq names its product short spindle 7. The record is from RefSeq and is a predicted model, not a curated record. Lineage: Eukaryota; Metazoa; Arthropoda; Insecta; Lepidoptera; Plutellidae.
UACCAGUGCUAACAAUCUUCAUAUAAAGUCACCCGGUAGUGGCUGAGAUCAUUAUUUGUGUUCAAAAUGUUGAAGUCUCUGGUAGUGUUGUUCUCUGUUCUGGCGGUUUCCCUCGCAGCUUUAGCUUUCUAUCCGUUGGACCCUAAGCCUGAAAAAUUCAAAGACGAUGUAGGGUGCUACAUUAAAGAGACGGAUGAAGUCAUACCCUUCGGUUCGGACAAACCUUCUAAAAAACAGUGUAUGGAGUACAUAUGCAGCAGGGAACAUGUCAGCCGUGCAACAUGUGGCGUAGCGCGUGCUACUCCCCCCUGCACGUUGGUCACCAACAAAGAACUGCUUUAUCCAGGCUGUUGCCCGAAAAUCGUCUGCCCACCUACGUCAGAGGAGGAUGAACUCCUACAAUAGUACAAAUAAUAUGGUUGCUUUUAAAAUAAAUAAUUAAAUAUAUUAUUAUACCUACGA